GGUUGGAGUUGACCUGAUCUCCUUGGAUCUUUAAAACCUCGUUUUACAGAGGUUGAUGUUACAGCAACACUUUAUUUGUUUCAAGUUUUUUGUGUUCUACUGUUUGCUCCUUUUGACGCUAGUUCAGCAAAUUUUCCAGCAGAGAUCGCUGUGAGAUCUCAAGUUGGGAGGAUGACAGUGCGAGUGUACUUCUCGUUGAUUGCUGUUUUAUCAUGUUUGUUCGGAUACUUGAGCAUAACAGAUGCUACUCGACGCACAGCAAAGCCAGGACGGUGUCCACCCCAAUCAUGUGCAAGAAAAUGGUGUACCAGUUCCUGUAAGAGUGACUCUGACUGUCCCAACAAUGAGAAGUGCUGCAGCAGUGGAUGUGGAAGAUCCUGUACGGCUCCCUAUACAGUGAAACCAGGUCAGUGUCCCAUACCAGAGAUGAUUCCCCCAUUUGCUGAAAGCUGUUUCCAUGAUGGCCAGUGUACUGCCACACAGAAAUGUUGCCCAACCACCAGUGGCCAUGCAUGCAGUGAGCCAAGUGCUCAAGGAAUUGGCCAAGUGCCUGGCUUUGGCCAGGUAAUUGGCUUUGGCCAGGGGAGUGGCUUCGGCCAGGGGAGUGGUCAAGGGAGCGGCCAGGGAAUUGGUUUUGGCCAGGGGAGUGGUCAAGGGAGCGGCCAGGGAAUUGGUUUUGGCCAGGGGAGUGGUCAAGGGAGCGGCCAGGGAAUUGGUUUUGGCCAGGGGAGUGGUCAAGGGAGCGGCCAGGGAAUUGGUUUUGGCCAGGGGAGUGGCUUCGGCCAGGGGAGUGGGCAAGGGAGCGGCCAGGGAAUUGGUUUUGGCCAGGGAAUUGGUUUUGGCCAGGGGAGUGGGCAAGGGAGCGGCCAGGGAAUUGGUUUUGGCAAGGGGAGUGGCUUCGGCCAGGGGAGUGGGCAAGGGAGCGGCCAGGGAAUUGGUUUUGGCAAGGGGAGUGGCUUCGGCCAGGGGAGUGGGCAAGGGAGCGGCCAGGGAAUUGGUUUUGGCCAGGGGAGUGGUCAAGGAAUUGGUUUUGGUCAGGGAAUUGGGCAAGGGACUGGCCAGGGGAGUGGUCAAGGGAGCGGCCAGGGAAUUGGUUUUGGCCAGGGGAGUGGGCAAGGGAGAGGCCAGGGAAUUGGUUUUGGCCAGGGGAGUGGUCAAGGAAUUGGUUUUGGUCAGGGAAUUGGGCAAGGGACUGGCCAGGGGAGUGGUCAAGGGAGUGGCCAGGGAAUUGGCUUUGGACAGGGGAGUGGUCUUGGUCAGGGGACUGGACAGGGAACCGGCCUUGGUCAGGGCAGCGGUCAGGGGAGCGGACAGGGCAGUGGUCAGGGUAGUGGUCUUGGUCAGGGCACUGGUCAGGGCAGUGGUCAGGGAAUCGGCUUUGGUCAGGGAACUGGUCAGGGGAGUGGCCUUGGACAGGGCCUUGGUCAGGGGAGCGGCCUUGGUCAGGGGACUGGCCAGGGAAGCGGACAGGGAAUUGGUUUUGGUUUGGGCAGUGGUCAAGGGACUGGUCAGGGAGGUGGACAGGGAACCGGCCUUGGUCAGGGAAGUGGUCUUGGUCAGGGAAGCGGACAGGGAAUCGGUUUUGGUCAGGGCAGUGGUCAGGGAAGCGGCCUUGCUCAGGGCAGUGGUCAGGGAAGCGGCCUUGGUCAGGGGACUGGGCAGGGAAUCGGCUUUGGUCAGGGGAGCGGACAGGGCAGUGGUCAGGGGACUGGUCUUGGUCAGGGGAUUGGACAGGGGAGCGGUCAGGGAAGUGGUCUUGGUCAGGGGAGCGGGCAGGGAAUCGGUUUUGGUCAGGGCAGUGGUCAGGGGAGUGGACUUGGUCAGGGGAGCGGCCUUGGUCAGGGAAGCGGACAGGGAAUCGGUUUUGGCCAGGGCAGUGGUCAAGGGACUGGUCAGGGGAGUGGACAGGGCGGUGGUCAAGGGACUGGUCAGGGAAUCGGUCAGGGCAGUGGUCAGGGGACUGGUCUUGGUCAGGGGACUGGCCAGGGAAGCGGUCAGGGCAGUGGUCAAGGGACUGGUCAGGGAAUCGGUUUUGGUCAGGGCCAUGGUCAGGGGACUGGACAGGGAAUCGGUUUUGGUCAGGGCAGUGGUCAAGGGACUGGUCAGGGAAGUGGACUUGGUCAAGGGACUGGUCAGGGGAGCGGACAGGGCAGUGGUCUUGGUAAGGGGACUGGACAGGGAAGCGGACAGGGAAUCGGUUUUGGUCAGGGCAGUGGUCAAGGGACUGGUCAGGGGAGCGGACAGGGCAGUGGUCUUGGUCAGGGGACUGGACAGGGAAGCGGACAGGGAAUUGGUUUUGGUCAGGGCAGUGGUCAAGGGACUGGUCAGGGGAGUGGACAGGGAACCGGCCUUGGUCAGGGAAGUGGUCUUGGUCAGGGCAGCGGUCAAGGGACUGGUCAGGGGAGCGGACAGGGCAGUGGUCAGGGUAGUGGUCUUGGUCAGGGGACUGGCCAAGGAAGCGGACAGGGAAUCGGUUUUGGACAGGGGACUGGACAGGGAAGCGGCCUUGGUCAGGGGACUGGACAGGGAAUCGGUUUUGGCCAGGGCAGUGGUCAGGGAAUCGGCUUUGGUCAAGGAACUGGUCAGGGGAGUGGCCUUGGACAGGGCCUUGGUCAGGGGAGCGGCCUUGGUCAGGGGACUGGACAGGGAAGCGGACAGGGAAUCGGUUUUGGUCAGGGCAGUGGUCAAGGGACUGGUCAGGGCAGUGGUCAAGGGACUGGUCAGGGCAGUGGUCAAGGGACUGGUCAGGGCAGUGGUCAAGGGACUGGUCAGGGCAGUGGUCAAGGGACUGGUCAGGGCAGUGGUCAAGGGACCGGCCUUGGUCAGGGAAGCGGACAGGGAACCGGUUUUGGUCAGGGAAGCGGACAGGGAAUCGGUUUUGGUCAGGGCAGUGGUCAGGGAAGCGGCCUUGGUCAGGGCAGUGGGCAGGGAAUUGGUUUUGGUCAGGGAAGUGGACAGGGAAUUGGUUUUGGUUUGGGCAGUGGUCAAGGGACUGGUCAGGGAGGUGGUCAGGGAACCGGCCUUGGUCAGGGAAGUGGACAGGGAAUCGGUUUUGGUCAGGGAAGCGGCCUUGCUCAGGGCAGUGGUCAGGGAAGCGGCCUUGGUCAGGGGACUGGGCAGGGAAUCGGCUUUGGUCAGGGGAGCGGACAGGGCAGUGGUCAGGGGACUGGUCUUGGUCAGGGGACUGGACAGGGGAGCGGUCAGGGAAGUGGUCUUGAUCAGGGGAGCGGGCAGGGAAUCGGUUUUGGUCAGGGCAGUGGUCAGGGGAGUGGACUUGGUCAGGGGACUGGCCAGGGAAGCGGACAGGGAAUCGGUUUUGGCCAGGGCAGUGGUCAAGGGACUGGUCAGGGGAGUGGACAGGGCGGUGGUCAAGGGACUGGUCAGGGAAUCGGUCAGGGCAGUGGUCAGGGGACUGGUCUUGGUCAGGGGACUGGCCAGGGAAGCGGUCAGGGCAGUGGUCAAGGGACUGGUCAGGGAAUUGGUUUUGGUCAGGGCCGUGGUCAGGGGACUGGACAGGGAAGUGGACUUGGUCAAGGGACUGGUCAGGGGAGCGGACAGGGCAGUGGUCUUGGUAAGGGGACUGGACAGGGAAGCGGACAGGGAAUCGGUUUUGGUCAGGGCAGUGGUCAAGGGACUGGUCAGGGGAGCGGACAGGGCAGUGGUCUUGGUCAGGGGACUGGACAGGGAAGCGGACAGGGAAUUGGUUUUGGUCAGGGCAGUGGUCAAGGGACUGGUCAGGGGAGUGGACAGGGAACCGGCCUUGGUCAGGGAAGUGGUCUUGGUCAGGGCAGCGGUCAAGGGACUGGUCAGGGGAGCGGACAGGGCAGUGGUCAGGGUAGUGGUCUUGGUCAGGGGACUGGCCAAGGAAGUGGACAGGGAAUCGGUUUUGGUCAGGGGAGUGGACAGGGAAGCGGCCUUGGUCAGGGGACUGGACAGGGAAUCGGUUUUGGCCAGGGCUUUGGUCAGGGAAUCGGCUUUGGUCAGGGGAGCGGCCUUGGUCAGGGGACUGGACAGGGAAGCGGACAGGGAAUCGGUUUUGGUCAGGGCAGUGGUCAAGGGACUGGUCAGGGCAGUGGUCAAGGGACUGGUCAGGGCAGUGGUCAAGGGACUGGUCAAGGGACUGGUCAGGGGAGCGGACAGGGAACCGGCCUUGGUCAGGGAAGCGGACAGGGAAGCGGCCUUGGUCAGGGCAGUGGGCAGGGAAGCGGCCUUGGUCAGGGCAGUGGGCAGGGAAGCGGCCUUGGUCAGGGCAGUGGGCAGGGAAUUGGCCUUGGUCAGGGCAGUGGGCAGGGAAUUGGCUUUGGUCAGGGGAGCGGACAGGGCAGUGGUCAGGGGACUGGUCUUGGUCAGGGGACUGGACAGGGAAUCGGUCUUGGCCAGGGCAGCGGUCAAGGGACUGGUCAGGGAAGUGGACUUGGUCAAGGGACUGGUCAGGGCAAUGGUCUGGGGAGCGGCCAGGGUAGUGGUCAGGGGACUGGCCAGGGAAGCGGACAGGGAAUUGGUUUUGGUCAGGGCAGUGGUCAAGGGACUGGUCAGGGGAGCGGACAGGGAACCGGCCUUGGUCAGGGAAGUGGUCUUGGUCAGGGAAGUGGUCAGGGCAGUGGUCAGGGAAGCGGCUUUGGUCAGGGGAGUGGACAGGGCAGUGGUCAGGGGAGUGGUCUUGGUCAGGGCAGUGGCCUUGGUCAGGAGACUGGUCAGGGAUGUAGUAAAGGUCAGGGAUGUGGUCACUGAAAUGGUCAUGGGUGUUUUGCAUAAUACCCACUGGAGAGCUUUUCAAUUCAGUUCUUUUAUUCAUAUGGCAUGUUUGCUAUAGAAGGAUUUCUGCCACACUCACAAAUAAAAAGAAAAUUGCUUGAA
Messenger RNA from Carassius gibelio (silver crucian carp), 4857 nucleotides. Its product is annotated as fibroin heavy chain. Gene Ontology annotation, cellular component: extracellular region. The record is from RefSeq and is a predicted model, not a curated record. NCBI's taxonomy places the organism in Eukaryota, Metazoa, Chordata, Actinopteri, Cypriniformes, Cyprinidae. The transcript is spliced from 3 exons. Gene Ontology annotation, molecular function: peptidase inhibitor activity. The coding region runs from base 172 to 4731 and encodes 1519 amino acids.